This is a messenger RNA of Aspergillus ibericus CBS 121593, 1739 nucleotides long. RefSeq names its product protein disulfide isomerase PDI1 (gene pdiA). Gene Ontology annotation, molecular function: protein disulfide isomerase activity. The record is from RefSeq and is a predicted model, not a curated record. The transcript has 4 exons. The coding region runs from base 189 to 1619 and encodes 476 amino acids. Gene Ontology annotation, biological process: protein folding; response to endoplasmic reticulum stress. NCBI's taxonomy places the organism in Eukaryota, Fungi, Ascomycota, Eurotiomycetes, Eurotiales, Aspergillaceae. Gene Ontology annotation, cellular component: endoplasmic reticulum.
GGCAGUUGAUAGUUUAUCAUUCCUUUUGUCUGUUUCGUUUCCUGACCGAAAAUACCCGUACGACUUGCUGCAACAUGCGCUCGUUCGCGCCCUGGCUCGUGAGCUUCCUCGGAGCAUCCGCCGUGGCUGUGGCUGCCGACACCGAGUCCGAUGUUAUAUCGCUAAACAAGGACACAUUUGAUGAGUUCAUGAAGGAGCAUGAUCUCGUCCUCGCGGAAUUUUUUGCGCCUUGGUGUGGUCACUGCAAGGCCCUUGCACCCAAGUAUGAGGAGGCAGCUAAAGAGCUGAAGGCGAAGAACAUUCCCUUGGUCAAGGUUGACUGCACUGCCGAGGAGGAUCUAUGCAGGGAUCAUGGCGUCGAAGGCUACCCGACCCUUAAGAUUUUCCGUGGCGUUGAUUCCAGCAAGCCUUAUCAGGGAGCUCGUCAAACAGAAUCGAUCGUUUCCUACAUGACCAAGCAAUCGCUCCCCGCGGUGUCCUCUGUGAACGAGGAGAAUCUGGAAGAGAUCAAGGCCAUGGACAAAAUUGUUGUUAUUGGCUAUAUCCCGUCCGAGGACCAGGAAAUGUAUCAAGCAUUCGAAAAGUACGCCGAAUCCCAGAGAGAUAAUUACUUGUUUGCUGCGACAAAUGAUCCGGCCAUUGCGAAGACGGAGGGUGUUGAUCAGCCGUCUCUCGUGCUUUACAAGGACUUUGAUGAGAAGAAGGCCGUUUACGAGGGGGAGAUCGAGCAAGAGGCUAUUCACAAUUGGGUGAAAUCCGCUAGUACGCCCCUUGUUGGCGAAAUCGGCCCUGAGACCUAUUCCGGCUAUAUCGGGGCUGGAAUCCCACUGGCGUAUAUCUUUGCCGAGACUCAGGAGGAACGCGAAAAAUAUACUGAAGAGUUCAAGCCCAUUGCACAGAAGCACAAGGGUGCUAUCAACAUUGCUACAAUUGACGCCAAGAUGUUUGGUGCCCACGCCGGAAAUCUCAAUCUCGACCCCCAGACGUUCCCAGCAUUCGCUAUUCAGGACCCUGCGAAGAAUGCCAAAUACCCUUACGAUCAGUCAAAGGAAUUGAACGCCGCCGAUGUGGACAAAUUCAUCCAAGAUGUCAUUGAUGGGAAGGUCGACCCUAGCAUCAAGUCGGAGCCGGUUCCCGAGACCCAAGAGGGUCCAGUCACAGUUGUCGUGGCCCACUCUUACAAGGAGCUUGUCAUUGAUAACGACAAGGAUGUCUUGGUCGAAUUUUACGCGCCAUGGUGUGGGCACUGCAAAGCACUUGCUCCCAAGUACGACGAACUCGCAGGCCUUUAUGCAGGCCACCCUGACUUCGCGGCCAAGGUCACCAUCGCCAAGAUCGACGCAACGGCCAACGAUGUUCCAGACCCUAUUACUGGCUUCCCUACUAUCAGGCUCUACCCGGCUGGCGCCAAGGACGCUCCUAUUGAGUAUUCUGGCUCACGCACCGUGGAAGAUCUCGCGAAUUUCGUGAAGGAGAAUGGCAAGCAUAAAAUCGAUGCUUUCGAUGUUAGUCCCCAGGAAACCCAGGAGGGCGGCGAUGUGACCGAUGCGUCUCCUGCGACUCAGGCCGAGACUCCGGCUGCCACAGAGGACGAGGCGGUGGAGCAUGAUGAACUGUAAAGGGGUCCUUCAAAUCUGAUUUUAAUCACUAUGCUGUAUCGUAUCACUAAUUACCCAAAUAUCGAAUUUCACUAUAAACAUGUUUAGAAUAUUGACCGUCUACACCCACCACAUCAACAA